UUUUAUAACGUCUUCAGACUAAAAUCAUCUGUUAUUGAAUAGUUAUUGGAAUGGACACAUGUCGGUGUUCUAACAACUGAAUAUUUGUUGGAAUUAAGCUGAACAGAUAGACAUCACAACAUUUGUUUCUUAGUCUACAGUUCAUUACUUGUAUUCAGAAAGUGUUAUGACCAUCAGUCGGACUGAGACCGCCUCGUUGUUUAUACUGGCUGCGUUGGCUAUACAAUUAUAUCUCGAUCAUAACAACAACAUGUAUCGUUGGUCGACGUGGUUCGCUGGCGAUCCUAUUGAUCACUACCGGAUCCUCAACGUAACUCGAGGUGCCAGCAGAGCGGAAAUAAAGAAAGCGUUUCAUAGACUAGCGCUCAUUCUUCAUCCAGAUACAAGCCAAACCAAGUGCGACACUACGGAACUCUUUUACCUCGCGCAGAGUGCUUACGAUAUUCUCUACAACAAAAUGAAAAGAAUGGUGUACGACCUUUUUAACCCGGACGCCGGAAAAUGGACUGUGGAGUAUACGUGGGACAUCGACUUCUGUUCCAGACUCUCCUACAUUUUCAUCGAUGACUUUUUCCGGCUGGCCUGGCAAACUGUGUUGAGAACUUACCAGUAUGGUUUGUAUUUUAGUCUGUAG
Mizuhopecten yessoensis (Yesso scallop) is the source of this 634-nucleotide messenger RNA. Its product is annotated as chaperone protein DnaJ-like. The transcript has 4 exons. The coding region runs from base 167 to 634 and encodes 155 amino acids. Lineage: Eukaryota; Metazoa; Mollusca; Bivalvia; Pectinida; Pectinidae. The record is from RefSeq and is a predicted model, not a curated record.